GUUUUAUAUAGCUGUAGGGUGGUUGUACAUCUUUGGUUUGAAAUUUACCCCAAGAUCUUUUUUUGAGGACGUGAGUUGAUUCUUUUUUUCUGGAUUUGGUUUUGAGAAAUUGGAUUUUUUGGUGAGUUGUUUUUGGUUUUCUUUGAUUGUGGUAGGUGUGUUUGUGUGUGUGUGUUUGGGAAGAGGGAAGAGGAGGAGGAGGAGGGAGUGAGGUAGGCAAGUACCGAGAUUCCUGGGGGGGUCUUGGAUUUGGUUCUAGGAUUUGGAUUGGAGUUUUCGUUCUGUUUAUUCAAUUCACAAAAGCAAAACUACAACUAACAAACCUACCAACCCAUAGAACCAAAACACAUACCUUACCUCACAAACACAUACACGCGAUACUUUCAAACUUACUACCAAAGGUUACCUACUUGGACUUGAAGAUCCUCCAGAAAAACAGAGUAAAGGAAAAUGGCCAACACCACGACGUUCAAACUGAAUACCGGUGCGGAGAUCCCGGCGUUGGGUCUGGGAACCUGGCAGUCGGAGGCGGGGGAGGUGGAGAAGGCUGUGAAGUAUGCGUUGGAGGUGGGGUAUAGGCAUGUUGAUGGGGGUAUGUUUGUUUCUUUUUGUUUUUGUUGUUGAGCGGUUUCUUGGGGAAGGGGGGGCUUUGAGAGAGUUCUUGCUCGUUGAGACUGGGGGUUUUUGGUGUUUUCGAUUUCGUGGGAUAUGGAUUGGAUGCAAGCGAAGACUCAGAUCCGGAUUUGAAUAUCAAUAUAGAGAGCGGGAAAGGAAGAGAGAGAGAGACCGAAAGAAAGACCACCAAGCUAACCAAAAGACAACCACAGCAUACUGCUACGCCAACGAAGAAGAAGUAGGCAAAGGCCUCGCCGCCGCCUUCGCUUCGGGAAUCAAACGCGAAGACAUCUUCGUCACCUCCAAACUCUGGUGUACCUACCACUCGCGGCCCCUCGAAGGUCUCAACAAAUCCCUCGCCGCGCUAGGCCUCGACUACGUCGACCUCUUCCUCGUCCACUGGCCCAUCGCCAUGAACCCCGCGGGCAACGACGACCGCUUCCCCAAACAUCCCGAUGGCUCGCGCGACCUCGUCAAGGGGUGGAGUCACAUCCAGACCUGGAAGGGGAUGCAGGAGCUUGUUGGGACGGGGAAGGUGAAGGCUAUUGGGGUGGCGAAUUACUCGAAGGUGAUUUUGGAGGAGUUGUUGGGUGAUGUGGGGACGAAGGUUGUUCCUGCGGUUAAUCAGAUUGAGAAUCAUCCGUCGCUGCCGCAGAAUGAGAUUGUGAGUUUUUGUAAGGAGAAGGGGAUUCAUGUUACGGCGUAUAGUCCGCUGGGCAGUAGUGGGUGUCCGAUGUUGAAGGCGGCGCCGGUGGUAGAGGUUGCGAAGUCGAGGGGGACGAGUGAGGCGGCUGUUUUGUUGAGUUGGCAUCGUGAGUUUUUCUUUUCUUUCUCCUAUCUCCCUCCUUUACCUUCCUCCCCUCUUACCCUUUUAAAAAAAAUCCAUCCUAACCACCCCACAAACAGUCGCACGAGGCUCCUCGGUCCUCGCCAAAUCCGUCACCCCCACACGCAUAAAAGCCAACAUCGACAGCCUCAUCACCCUCUCGGCAGACGAUAUGAAGGUUCUUAACGAGUACGCCGAGGGACUGGAGAAGAAGGGGGAGGUGGUCAGGUAUGUGUAUCCGGCGUUUGGUGUUGCGUUUGGGUUCCCGGAUAAGCCGGAGGGGAUUAAGCCUUGGUUGUUGUAGAUUUGUGACUGGAUGGAGAAAAGGAGGAGGAGGGGAGAGGUGUGGAUGUUUUUUUUUGUAGAUAGAGAGGGAGAGAGAGAAUUGGU
Hymenoscyphus albidus is the source of this 1831-nucleotide messenger RNA. Lineage: Eukaryota; Fungi; Ascomycota; Leotiomycetes; Helotiales; Helotiaceae. The record is from the annotation of a GenBank genome assembly.